CGGGGUGGUACAAUGUGGCGCUGGACUUGCAGCUCUCACUGGGUGCAAGAGAUCGGGGGUUAGUCGGAGCAAAGUGAAUCAAAAUUAGUGCUAAAGUCAGUCUACCUCCCAGAGAGACCAUGAGAGUCCUCCUUUUACUCUGCAUGCCAGUUGUCCUCCUGGCCCAGCCCCCAUACCCAGAGCAGUACCCCUUCCUGGAGGACUAUGGCCCUGACUAUUUUCCAGACACUCCUGAACCUCUUGAUGCUACGUUUCAGCAGCAGGUUCAGCUGGACCCUGCAGUGCUUCAACAACAGUCAGAGUCCGAGCUGGAGACCGAGCCCACUGAGCCUGGCCCUCUCGAUUGCAGAGAGGAGCAGUACCCCUGCACCAGACUCUACUCCGUCCACAAACCGUGCAAGCAGUGUCUGAACAGCCUUUGCUUCUACAGUUUGCGACGGGUGUACGUCAUCAACAAGGAGGUUUGCGUAAGAACCGUGUGUGCACAUGAAGAGCUGCUCAGAGCGGACCUGUGCCGGGACCAGUUCUCCCGUUGCGGCGUGGUGGCGGUGAGCGGCCAGUGCAGCUCAGUAGGAAGCAGCUGUGGGAAGAGCUGCGGCGGUUGCUGAUCAGACAUGGGAGGACGCCCCAGUGGUGGGGUGGGAGGGGGGGGGGACUUGCCCAGAUACUGCCACAUCUCUACCACCCAGCCUUGCCCCCCUCUACCCACAUCCCCAACCGCCCCUCCGCCCAUCACCUCCAGUAGCCUCACCUGACCUUUCCUAUAACCCACAAUCCUCCUGUGAAAACACAACUUCUCUAUGUUGCUCUAGUUGACUUUGCGGUGGCAGAGCAGUAGAUCAUGUGUGUAUGGAUAAAUAUAAUCAAUGAUGACUGUAAAAUUCACUGGUGCUAUACAAUGAAUAUCACACUGGUGCUAAAAAAAAACGGAGCUAAACGAUUAGAGGUGCACAUAAAACUCAUGAAGAGAAAGUUUUAUACUUUUUUUGGCAUAUUGAAUUGUAUUAAUCUUUUUUUUUUUUGUUGCUGUGUUUGUGGUUAUUUUACUGUACUCAUUUGUUGAAAAGCAGACAUAGUCAUAACCAACUCAUCCAUGAUGGCCACUGCGCACUGAUGUCAAGACACAUAACCAGUACGUGGUCUCCAAUACGUGGCGGUCGGUAGUCUCACCGUUGGCCGAGAGGUAAAAGAUCCCGGAACACGCGUGGCGAGGUGUGUGGCGUGACCUCGGUUCAUGCACUGCUGCCUGUGCUUAAGUGUCAGAGCAGAAAUUUGUACACGUUCAUCUUCAAGUGGCAACAAGUGCUUAGAGAGGGCAUCUCCCAAAACGGCCUCUGUACUACUGCUUUGUAAAACUGACACUAUACAAAGACUGAGAAAAAGAAAUAAACUUUUUUACUACGACCUCACUGGUGGGAUGAAUUCAUGAAUAACCAAAGCCACACACCGACUGUUGUGCUAGAACUGCAGCCCCCAAAAAAGUCUUAUGAAAUGUAUUCAUGGGCAUCCGGGUGGCGUGGCAGUCUAUUCCGUUGCCUACCGACGUGGGGCUCGCCGGUUCGAAUCCCUGUGUUGCCUCCGGCUUGGUCGGGCGUCCCUACAGACGCCAUUGGCCAUUUCUGCGGGUGGGAAGUGGGUAUGUGUCCUGGUCGCUGCACUAGCGC
This is a messenger RNA of Lampris incognitus (smalleye Pacific opah), 1664 nucleotides long. It is a transcript of the gene mfap2, whose product is annotated as microfibril associated protein 2. The transcript is spliced from 9 exons. NCBI's taxonomy places the organism in Eukaryota, Metazoa, Chordata, Actinopteri, Lampriformes, Lampridae. The record is from RefSeq and is a predicted model, not a curated record. The coding region runs from base 120 to 608 and encodes 162 amino acids. Gene Ontology annotation, biological process: embryonic eye morphogenesis. Gene Ontology annotation, cellular component: microfibril.